Messenger RNA from Anolis sagrei ordinatus, 1124 nucleotides. NCBI's taxonomy places the organism in Eukaryota, Metazoa, Chordata, Lepidosauria, Squamata, Anolidae. The record is from RefSeq and is a predicted model, not a curated record.
AUCGUGGAGCAGGGCUUGGAGAGGUCGAUCGUGCUGGAAGACGACGUGCGGUUUGAGGCGUAUUUCAAAGAACGGCUCUGGAGACUGAUGGACAACCUGGAGCUGGUGCAGAUGGACUGGGAUCUGAUCUACUUGGGCCGGAAGCAAGUGAACUCAGACGCCGAGGAGCUAGUGGAAGAUGUGCGAAACCUUGUGGUGCCUGAGUAUUCCUACUGGACGCUGGCCUACAUCAUCUCUCGGCAGGGGGCUCAGAAGCUGGUCAACGCGCAGCCCCUCUCCCGAAUCCUGCCGGUGGAUGAGUUCCUGCCCAUCAUGUACAACAAACACCCCAAUGAGGACUACAAGAAGCACUUUGCCAAGCGGGAUCUCCGGGCCUUCUCGGUGCGCCCGCUCCUGGCCUACCCGACCCACUACAUGGGGGACGCCCGCUGGAUGAGCGACACGGAGACCUCCACCAUCUGGGAUGACGACUCACGCAAGACUGGCUGGAGCGGCUCCCAGAAGACCCUGAAAGACGCCCGCGGCCCCAGCGGAAGCACGGCCGGACACUCCUUCCGCCCGGCCUCCAGGGACGAACUAUAACACCUGCCUCCUCCGUCAGGUUCUUUUUGCACCCUGAGAGGCCGAAAAAGACGAACGACGAGAACGUGGUCCUCCAGCCCUCCUUCUCCUCUUCGUUGGCUUGAGGCGUUUGAAUAUGAGACUGAACGUGGGCCUUCUCCACAUCCUUCGAGCAGCGGCAGAGCUUCCUUCACUUCAGUGACAAGGAAUGAGAUGGCGGUGACGUCGAACCCCCAUUUCCUUCGAUUGUGGAAGCCAAGGCGUCGCUUCCUCGUCCUGGACGGGACUUCCUUCACCCCGAUGCCUGCUGUUAACACACACCAGCACUUCUGAUUUCGAAAUUUGGAUAAAUUAUUGGCAAAAGCCUUGGGAGAUUUUUGUUUCCUUUCUGGUGGCCAUUCGUUUACCCAUCUGAUUCAGCAGGACUGCAUCUUUUUUCUUAAAUUCUGGACCAAGAUGGGGAAAAUAUGACGAUUCCGGUGCUCUUUUCUGUCUCAGGUUUUCUCUCAACACACCUUUGAAUUUUUUUAAAAUUGCAGAUUAAACAUGAGCUUUUAUUUAAA